Messenger RNA from Xiphophorus maculatus (southern platyfish), 511 nucleotides. RefSeq names its product PIGB opposite strand 1 (gene pigbos1). Bases 46 to 204 code for a protein of 52 amino acids. The record is from RefSeq and is a predicted model, not a curated record. Lineage: Eukaryota; Metazoa; Chordata; Actinopteri; Cyprinodontiformes; Poeciliidae. The transcript has a single exon.
AUGGUUUGGGGUCUGUAGACUUGGAUUUCUUGUCAAACAAGAGUAAUGUUUCGACAAAGGCUGCCGUUCGCACAGCUGCUCUUAGCCACAGUGCUCGGGGUCGCUGGUGGCAUCUACAUCUACAGACCUUAUUUUGAUUCACGACUAAAGGGCCUUGAACACCAAAACCAGGAUGUGCCAAAGAAAGGAAAUGACACGGACUGAGCAUAUCACCUCUCCCAGGAAACACUUCAUAGACUGAACAAUUACAACCGUUGGACUAGAAGCAAAACAAAACUCAAACCAGUGUGGAUAAAUUUCUGCUAUUAUGGGUUACCCUGCGUAAUGAUAAAAUAAAAUAUUUUAUUCUAUGACAUCACUUUUUUAACAUGAUAUAAAAUGCUGACUCUUCAGUUUUAAACACCCGCCUGCCUUACAAUUAUUCGUAAGAAAUCAUUUGUAAAUGCAAAUGGUGUUAAGUGAAUUGUGAACUAAAAAAUAAAAAUGUUUUCUCAUGUUGAGUGAAUCAUGA